Humulus lupulus (European hop) is the source of this 1631-nucleotide messenger RNA. Its product is annotated as aspartate aminotransferase, cytoplasmic. Gene Ontology annotation, cellular component: mitochondrion. Gene Ontology annotation, molecular function: catalase activity; heme binding; pyridoxal phosphate binding. The record is from RefSeq and is a predicted model, not a curated record. Gene Ontology annotation, biological process: biosynthetic process; amino acid metabolic process; response to oxidative stress. NCBI's taxonomy places the organism in Eukaryota, Viridiplantae, Streptophyta, Magnoliopsida, Rosales, Cannabaceae. The coding region runs from base 60 to 1433 and encodes 457 amino acids. The transcript is spliced from 12 exons.
AAAAAGAAAAAGAAAAAGGAAAAUAAACGUUGGGAAAAGGAAGGAAGAAACGGAAUAAAAUGCGCCCAAGGUUUUCAUCACCUAUCGCCCACAGUUCCUCUUCUUCACCUACUGAUCGGAGAUUAAGCGCUCUAGUUCGACACUUGCUUGUUGAGAACUCGGAUCCUUCUGCCAUGGCUCCCGUCUCUGCUUCUCCUACUUCUGCUUCCAAUGGCCUCGAUUCCGUCUUCGCUCACAUUGUUCAAGCUCCUGAGGAUCCUAUUCUCGGGGUGACUGUUGCCUACAACAAAGACCCAAGCCCGAUUAAAAUGAAUUUGGGAGUUGGAGCUUAUAGAACAGAGGAAGGGAAACCUGUUGUUCUGAAUGCCGUGAGGAAAGCAGAACAGCUUCUUGUUAAUGACGUUUCACGUGUGAAGGAGUAUCUUCCUAUAGUUGGACUUGCGGAAUUCAAUAAAUUAAGUGCUAAGCUCAUUCUUGGUGCUGACAGCCUUGCAAUUCAACAGAACAGGGUUACUACUGUUCAGGGUUUAUCUGGAACUGGCUCGUUGAGAGUUGGUGGUGAAUUUUUGGCAAAACAUUAUAAUGAACGCACUAUUCUCAUACCCCAGCCAACAUGGGGAAACCACAUAAAAGUUUUCACUUUGUCAGGAUUAACUGUGAAAUUCUACCAGUAUUAUGAUCCAGAAACACGUGGACUCAAUUUCCAAGGUCUCUUGGAGGACUUUGAAUCGGCGCCUUCUGGAGCUAUUGUGCUGCUUCAUGCAUGUGCUCAUAACCCGACCGGUGUUGAUCCAACCCCUGAUCAGUGGGAGCAGAUCAGGCAACUGAUUAGGUCAAAAGCAUUAUUGCCUUUCUUUGACAGUGCUUAUCAGGGUUUUGCUAGUGGGAGUCUGGAUGCAGAUGCGCAGCCAAUUCGUAUGUUUGCUGCUGAUGGUGGUGAAUUACUUGUGGCUCAGAGUUAUGCCAAGAACAUGGGCCUCUACGGGGAACGUGUUGGCGCGCUAACUAUUGUCUGUAAGGCAGCAGAUGUAGCGAGCAGGGUUGAAAGCCAGCUGAAGCUUGUGAUUAGACCCAUGUAUUCCAAUCCACCCAUUCAUGGCGCAUCUAUUGUGGCUACCAUCCUCAGAGAUAGGAACUUAUAUGAUGAAUGGACUGUUGAGCUCAAGGCUAUGGCUGAUCGGAUCAUUAGCAUGCGCCAGCAGCUUUUUGAUGCCUUACAAGCUAGAGGUACACCUGGUGACUGGAGUCACAUUAUCAAACAGAUUGGAAUGUUUACUUUCACUGGAUUGAAUUCUGAACAAGUUGCCUUCAUGACUAAAGAAUAUCACAUAUACAUGACAUCUGAUGGGCGAAUUAGCAUGGCCGGUCUGAGCUCCAGGACAGUUCCUCAUCUUGCAGAUGCGAUACAUGCGGCCAUCACUCGUGGUGUUUAGACCUGUGUCAAACAACAGCGCUGUAUGGUUGAACUCAUCUAUGUCUUAAUAUUUCUGUUAAAAUAAACAUAUCUAUCCUCUUACAUUGAGGUCAAUGGAUGUGGUGUAUAAUUUAGAGUGGGAACUGGAAGCUUUUCUGUCUGAAAUAUUUAAGAGGACUGUUCCAGUAAUUAUAUCAUAAGAAUUUCAUCUUUAUAA